Messenger RNA from Mesocestoides corti, 1590 nucleotides. The record is from the annotation of a GenBank genome assembly. Lineage: Eukaryota; Metazoa; Platyhelminthes; Cestoda; Cyclophyllidea; Mesocestoididae.
AGCUGCUUAGCUCGUCAGAACAAUGAGAGCACCGACGUGAACCGUCGGAUCCCGUCUCCUCCGAGAGCGUCGAAGCGGAAACAAGACCUCACAACCACUUCCUACGACACUGAGGCUAUCCGUGUUUCGGCCACAGCAAGCUUAGGUCAUGCGACUCAAUCCAAAGAAAGUCCAUUCAGCAAUAUAACUCAAACUCCAAGUCCCUUCAGUACUCCAGCAAGCACUCCGAUGAAGCAGGACAUUCCUUUCCAGCUUUCGUAUCAUCACCACAUGAAAGUAUACUCUGUGGACGGUGACGGCGAACCAUCACCUUCGCAUUCGACGCCAACAACAUCGGCAGAUGCUACUCCAACCAGCAGUCCCAUGAUGGCCGGCAGAGACUUUACUGGAGUUGGCAGUAGGAAAAAGAUCAAAAGAUCACUUUUCCCUGAUUCCCCGCUGCGCAAGUCGAUAGGCAGACGAGGAGCAGUUGUCCCUUCCACAUUGGGCUCCGCGUGGGCGAAAGACUACAAGGAGGCAGAUGUGAGCGUCUACUCCGAGAAUCUCUUGGCUUUCAUCGCUCAGCGCAUUGCUGGCGGCCGAGAGCGGAUUCAGAGACUCCCUCCUACCUGCUUGGGAAGGACCCCACUCUGCAGAGUAGUGAUGUUUGAUCAUAACGACAAGGGCCUUGAAGCCUCGGCUCGUCUCGGAAAGGGUGAAGUUGUGACAGAAAUUCGGGGAAAUCUCAUGCUUCUUGAUGAGUAUGAACAUUUUGUCGACCCAGUGAACGAAUACAAUCGUUACGUUAUGAUCUAUCACAACUUUGGUGACCGAGCGAUUGCAAUAAAUACUGCUCAAUACGGAAAUGAUGCUCGCUUUAUUCGUCGUUCAUGUAUUCCCAAUUGCUUUUUGGACCAUUUCGUUGUAUGCAACAAGCUGCGCAUAAUAAUAAGGACCAAACAGGAACUUAUGCCAGGGGUCGAGUUAACCAUCCCUUUCGAUUUUGACUAUCGAUCAUGCCGGUAUGCUCUCAAGUGUGCUUGCGCCCGAUCACGAUGUCCCGUGCAAAAGUGGUGCCGAAAGCUCGCACGCCACAAAGUGAUGCCGUACCUUGACUACAGCAAGUUUAUCGAAUCCCGUCUGAAUGCGCUUUCAAAACCGAUAUCAGAUGAUCAGUCGCCCGCUACUACGCCAAACUCUCGGAGUUUCUCAGCUGACUAUUCUCCAGCCCAGUCACCCUUGUCCUCCGCACAGAAAGCAGCCGCAGCAUCCCUGUCUUUCGCUACCUCCGCUAGCAGUCCUCAACGUUUUGCAGUUUCUCCCUCCACUAAGCAUUCGAUUCCGUCAGUUCGUCUCUUUAGUUCCACUGGCGUCGUAGCCCAGUCGUCUGCAGUCCAGUCUAAUGUUUCACAAACAGAAGAAGCCACCCCCAGGAAGCGACCCGCUCCCACUCCUGAAGGACCCGAGCAAAAAAGAAGCGCCAGCACUGUCACGAGUGCUGAUCGUGAUUCUCCUCUCCCGUUCGAACCGAUCAUCACAACCCGAAGGCAAGCAGCUCAGGCUGCUAAGACGGCGGCCAUGACGUCAGCUCAGUCAAAAUGUAAACGGUAG